UGACAGUCACCCGCAGGCCGUCAGAAAAGGAGGGGCCGGGCUCUUUCCCGGGAAGGAUAAACUUCGGGACCUUUGGGAAAGGCUCCGGAAACUUGCAGAGCCCUACUGUGGUAGGGAGCCGGAGUCGAGGACCCUGCUGGAGUUGACACGGAAGGGAGAGGGGCCCGGCUUGCGGGAGAGCCAGGGAUGCGGCUGACGUAAAGAUGAGCAGUUCAGAGGAGGUGUCCUGGAUUUCCUGGUUCUGUGGGCUCCGUGGCAAUGAGUUCUUCUGUGAAGUGGAUGAAGACUACAUCCAAGACAAGUUCAACCUCACAGGGCUCAAUGAGCAGGUACCCCACUAUCGACAAGCCCUUGACAUGAUCUUGGACCUGGAGCCUGAUGAAGAGUUGGAAGACAACCCCAACCAGAGUGACCUGAUUGAGCAGGCAGCUGAGAUGCUGUAUGGAUUGAUCCACGCCCGCUACAUCCUCACCAACCGUGGCAUCGCCCAGAUGUUGGAAAAAUACCAGCAAGGAGACUUUGGCUACUGUCCCCGUGUGUACUGUGAGAACCAGCCAAUGCUCCCCAUUGGCCUGUCGGAUAUCCCAGGCGAGGCCAUGGUGAAGCUCUACUGCCCCAAGUGCAUGGAUGUGUACACACCCAAGUCAUCGAGGCAUCACCACACGGAUGGCGCCUACUUCGGCACCGGCUUCCCUCACAUGCUCUUCAUGGUGCACCCCGAGUACCGGCCCAAGCGGCCCGCCAACCAGUUUGUGCCCAGGCUCUAUGGUUUCAAGAUCCACCCGAUGGCCUACCAGCUGCAGCUCCAAGCUGCCAGCAACUUCAAGAGCCCGGUCAAGACGAUUCGCUGAUUCCUUAGCCUACCUGUUCCUCAGUCUUUUACACCCCUGUUCCUUUGCUGCCACCCUUUCAGGAAUCCUCUGUGGUUUUUAGUUUAAAUUAAAGGAGUCAUUAUUGUGGUGGGGAUAUCAAAUAAAGUGGAAGAAAAGGC
Molecule: messenger RNA, 991 nt
Organism: Loxodonta africana (African savanna elephant)
Lineage: Eukaryota; Metazoa; Chordata; Mammalia; Proboscidea; Elephantidae
Gene: CSNK2B
Product: casein kinase 2 beta
Exons: 7
Coding region: 204-851 (215 amino acids)
Cellular component (GO): protein kinase CK2 complex; cytoplasm
Molecular function (GO): protein kinase regulator activity
Source: RefSeq, a predicted model, not a curated record